Sardina pilchardus (European sardine) is the source of this 1026-nucleotide messenger RNA. It is a transcript of the gene star2, whose product is annotated as steroidogenic acute regulatory protein 2. The coding region runs from base 1 to 1026 and encodes 341 amino acids. The record is from RefSeq and is a predicted model, not a curated record. Lineage: Eukaryota; Metazoa; Chordata; Actinopteri; Clupeiformes; Clupeidae. Gene Ontology annotation, biological process: steroid biosynthetic process; intracellular cholesterol transport; regulation of steroid biosynthetic process. Gene Ontology annotation, cellular component: mitochondrion. The transcript is spliced from 8 exons. Gene Ontology annotation, molecular function: cholesterol binding; cholesterol transfer activity.
AUGGCGACGGAAUGCCAUCGUGAAAAGGUCAUUCCAAAUGAUGUGGAAAUGAUCCGUCAGAAGAAUAGCGUCACGCCGGCUGUCAUGAAGAUGGCCGUUCUUCUCACCGCUCUGCCAGGACCGCAGCGGCCCGCCAUCGCGGCCGUCGGACGGAAACUGGCUCACCUCCAGACGCGCGCCCAUCAGGCCAGCCGCCUUCUCCGUUGGUGGCCGAGUGCCCUGCCGACACCGUGGCAGCCGGCGGCCUGUGAGGCGCCGCGAGGUCGGAGCGGGAGGCGGCCGAGCCUGCAGGAGGAGGAGGUGGCGCUGGUGCAGCAGGGCCAGGAGGCGCUGAAGACCGCGCGCGCCAUCUUGGAGGACCAAAGAGGGUGGAGAACAGAGAUCGCCGAGGAGAAUGGCUUGAUUGUUUACAGCAAGGUGUUGCCGGGGGCGAAGAGAGUGUUUCGUCUGGAGGCAGAGCUGGAGGGCAGCCCUGAGGAGUUGCACGACAUCCUGUUUGUCAAAGUGGAGGAGAUGAGCGCCUGGAACCCCAGCAUCGGUCGCAUUAAAAUCCUGCGGCAGAUCAAUGCCGAAACCAUGGUGACACAUGAGGUGUCUGCCGAGACGGCGGGCAAUCUGAUUGGCCAGAGGGACUUUCUGAGUGUCAGGCACUGUAGGCGAGAAGACUCGCGUAUUUAUCUGGCGGGAGCUGCCACUCAGAUGGACUCGUUGCCUCCUCAAAGUGGCUUUGUCAGGGCUGAAGACGGUCCGACGUGUAUCAUCCUGGAGGCUGUGGAUAACGGGAAAGGCAGAAGCCGCCUGACGUGGCUUCUCAACAUGGACGUGAAGGGCUGGCUGCCAAAGUCGAUUGUCAAUCAGGCAUUGCCACGAGCACAGGUGGACUUCACCAGACACCUGCGUCAGCGUCUGACCAAGGCGUCGGCCGUGACGGCACCACGGCGAGAGCGGCGGCGGCACAGUGUCACCGCUGAGCUGGGAGACGAGUGGCGCUUCGGAACGGCGGGCAGAAUUGGAGCAGCUCUGUAG